AAUUUCACAGCCUUAUUAUCAAUGCCCUCAAAACCUCAAACACUCAAAAUACACACACCUAUACAUACGCAUAUACACUUCGAAUCACGUGCUCACUUGCAUCUUUCCUCAUAUAAUAUAAAUACAACACCUUGCAUGUACAUGGGUUAUCACCAAAAAAAAAAAAAGUUGUAUAAGCCAUAAUCAUAUUAUAGAUGGAGAUAAUGAUGACGAUGAUGUUGGGAGUGGAAGAUGUGAUGAGUGAACUGGCCGGAGAGGAAGGGAGAGAAAGAGGUUUGCCGCCGGGAUUUAGGUUUCAUCCGACGGACGAGGAGCUCGUGAGCUUCUACUUGGCUUCAAAGGUCUUCAAUGGCGGCCUCUUUGGCUUUCACUUUCCUGAGGUCGAUCUCAAUCGCUGCGAGCCCUGGGAACUUCCAGAAAUGGCGAAGAUGGGGGAGAAAGAGUGGUACUUUUUCAGCCUAAGGGACAGGAAGUAUCCGACGGGGCUGAGGACGAACAGAGCAACCGCCGCCGGCUACUGGAAAGCCACCGGAAAAGACAAGGAGAUCUCCGGCGGAGGAGGAGCUCCGGCGGCGACGGAGCUGAUGGGUAUGAAGAAGACCCUGGUGUUCUACAAAGGGAGGGCUCCACGUGGCAUCAAGACCAAGUGGGUCAUGCACGAGUAUCGUCUCGAAUCUCAUCACAUCUCCCUCCGCCACUCGUGCAAGGAAGAAUGGGUGAUUUGCAGGGUCUUCAACAAAAGCGGGGACAGAAAACAUGUCGGAUUCCAACCUCAACUCAACCAGAUUCACGAUCCACAACAACGGUCAUCAUCUGCAUCAUCAUCAUCACCAUCCUCUUCCCAUCAUCAUCACCAUCGCCAUCAUCAUCAUCAUCAUCAUCAUACCCUAACCCUACCUCCUCUUCUUGAAACAACCCCACAAACCCUAACCCAGCUCCCUUCUCUACCCGAUCACCAUGUUCAAAGCCUCCACGAAAACGACAUUAGCAGCAACACGAACGAGCUCAAAACCCUAAUAAACCCGAUCGUGACUCAGCUCAACAGCAUCAUCUUCUCGUCGGAACAAGACAACAACAGUUCUGCCAUGAAACCGGAGCCGUCGACGUUGGAUAACUGCAGCAAUCAUCAAAAUCUGGACUUUUGUGAGGAUUAUUACUUCCAAGACACUCUGUUUCAAGAAGCUGAUCUCAGUCUGUUAGGUCUUUCAUCGUUGUCAGCUCCUGGAGAUUUUCACGUGAUGUACGAUUCCCCACCUGCUGAAUCCUGGCCCUUGGAUCUUUAAUUAUUUGGGAUUUUCAACCUUUUUCACCUUUUUCCUUUUGUAAAAUACAUAAUAUAUAUAUAACUAUUUAGGUUCCUAAGAUCCCAAGAUCUUUUGCAGAUUAGGGUUAUGUUUUUCACUUUGUGGGUUGCAGAGAAAGCUGUUCGUGUUGUGUUGCUUCUGUUGAACUGUCUUUGUGGGCGAUUCACUGUUCGACGUGACGUCAUAAAUAGGAAGCUUAUCGCCCGAUUGAAUGGGCUGACGUCA
Messenger RNA from Tarenaya hassleriana, 1529 nucleotides. RefSeq names its product protein CUP-SHAPED COTYLEDON 3. The record is from RefSeq and is a predicted model, not a curated record. The transcript is spliced from 3 exons. Lineage: Eukaryota; Viridiplantae; Streptophyta; Magnoliopsida; Brassicales; Cleomaceae. Gene Ontology annotation, biological process: regulation of DNA-templated transcription. The coding region runs from base 195 to 1283 and encodes 362 amino acids. Gene Ontology annotation, molecular function: DNA binding.